CUCAUGUCAAACUGUUCGCGUGCAGACUCAAGAAGCGACGACGUUUAAAGUCUUCGAGUACCAGACGAGUUUGUUUACAACAUUUAUAUCCAAAGUAUAAAUCGUUUAUUCGUGUAAAUAACGUUCCUUACUCCUUUUCGAUCGUCAAAAAAAACAUCUCUCCCGAAUCGUCGCAGGACCCGUGAACGCGGAUAUGAAAUUCAAAGCCUCCGGGAUGUUGCGCGACGUUUCGCAUUACGUUCCCAUUGUUGGAAUUCUUUACGUCACAACUCGAUGGACACCGUUAAUUAAACUCAAUAAAUAAACAAGCAAAUUUAAUCACCUUUCUCAACAUGGAAGAGUCGAAUAUAGAUCGACCGAGAGACGUACAUUAUUUUCGCGACACCCUGUAUAGGUGGCGCCGGUCAUGUGCAGACGCACGUGGAUGCAUGAUGCACCGGAUGUACCAUUUUCAAUCGCCUUCGUUGAGCCACCGGGUCAGUUUCGAACAGAUCGAAUGAAAGUACUGAGAUUCACAUGGUGCGAGAAAGAAUGAAUGACGAGAAUGCAAACUGCGCCCAUGACGGCGAGGAAUAUGCACAAUUGUCACUGCUGCAACUCCCGGUGGAGAUGUUCCUGCAUAUAUGUUCUUUCCUAGAUGCGUCGACGCUACACGGUUUAAGCUUAGUGUGCAAACAGUUCUACCUGAUUUUAAAGGAUGCAGACUCACUGUGGAAAGCGCGAAUUGACCACAUAUGGCCGAAUGCUACCCACUCGCUUUUGCGUUCCGCGAAACCCGACAAACUGUUUUGGAUGUCGUCAUGCGUUGCGAUCGAGAAACAAAUAGCGCUAUGGAAACAGCAGGAUUCUAUGGUGAAAUUGAGAAAAAUAAACCCACAAUCCAUCCGUCCUGUGUUACUGAUGCAUGAUGCAACCGCCUGUGUUGGCGCAACACGGAAAAUUUUGUUUUACUCGAAACUGCCCUCCCGCGAGGAAUGCUCUGAUGAAAUCCGGGACAUCAGAGGCAUCGAUUCCGGGCAUUACGACAAUAUCUGUGAUCUGACGGCGAUAGACAACACGAUCUACAGUUGCUGCGGUGACAGUGUGAAGUCGUGGAUGCUCACCAACACCGGUCUCGUCCAUCAGAGAACCUACGACGACAUACGAAUGCUAUAUAGUUGGACGUGUGUGUCAUCGUGUCCGGAGCGGGGCCUCUUUGCGAUCGGCUCAAACUACGAAAUAUACGUGUUCGAUUCGAGAGAGAUUAAUAAGCCGAUCAACCAGUACCGACCCAACAAUACUACGAUGACUGCGCUAAUAGCCAUGAACACGGAAUACAUCCUGUCCGCUAGCUAUGACGGGAUGGUAUCCGUUUGGGAUCAGAGAGCCGGUCGGAUCAUGAAUUCUAUCACAAUUCCAGGUGAAAGAGCGUAUCCCAUAUGCGUGAGUAUGCGACGGGAUAAUUGGGUUUGCGUCGGGGACUCCAAGGCGAAGUUGCACAUGCUAGAUCCAAAGAACGAUUUUGAGCUAGUGAAAUCUUAUUCCACCGAGCAUACGAACGGGAUAACGGGGGUGCGUCUGAUGCACGGAUGCUUGAUAACGAGUUCCCUAGACGGCACCGUCAGAAUUUCGAGCCUUACGGAUCCGCCAAGGCCCAUCGCUACUUUA
This is a messenger RNA of Temnothorax curvispinosus, 1647 nucleotides long. RefSeq names its product F-box/WD repeat-containing protein 9-like. Gene Ontology annotation, molecular function: protein binding. The annotation marks the transcript as partial. The record is from RefSeq and is a predicted model, not a curated record. Gene Ontology annotation, cellular component: preribosome, large subunit precursor. The transcript has 6 exons. Lineage: Eukaryota; Metazoa; Arthropoda; Insecta; Hymenoptera; Formicidae.